Molecule: messenger RNA, 549 nt
Organism: Schistocerca piceifrons (Central American locust)
Lineage: Eukaryota; Metazoa; Arthropoda; Insecta; Orthoptera; Acrididae
Product: ejaculatory bulb-specific protein 3-like
Exons: 3
Coding region: 65-490 (141 amino acids)
Source: RefSeq, a predicted model, not a curated record
AAAGGGCCUCCAGCAUUGCUACAAACGCAGUAAUAGACUGCUUAAUAUAUAGACUAUUGCUACAAUGGCUCAAGUGGUCUUCACAGUUGCGAUGCUGCUCCUGCCACUUAUCGUGGUUGCGAAAGCACAGGAUAAGUAUCCGGAUAUUUUCAGCGGACUCAACAUCAAAACGCUGCUGCCUGAUGAAGAACGGAUGCAUGUCACAUUCCGGUGUCUGUUGCAAGGAGAGGAGACACUUUGCACUGCUGCUACCGAGGCGUUAAGGGACAUAUUACCAGAAAUUGUGACGUCGGACUGCGCUAAGUGUACGGAAACACAGAAUGAAAUAGUGAGCGAUUUCUUCGCCACCGUAUUGCAGCUCUAUCCAGAUGAGACUGAAUACUUCUUGCAGAAAUAUGACACAGACAGAAAAUACCGCAGCAAGUACCGAUGGGCUUGGAGUGUGAGACGUAUCCUCUCAACAGACGUAGAAGGAGAAUUUUAUAAGUAACAAUCCAAUGUUUGUUAUACAAAAUCUAGUAAACUUUAAAUUAGCCACUGGUAAAUGAU